Lepidothrix coronata (blue-crowned manakin) is the source of this 640-nucleotide messenger RNA. It is a transcript of the gene SMUG1, whose product is annotated as single-strand-selective monofunctional uracil-DNA glycosylase 1. Lineage: Eukaryota; Metazoa; Chordata; Aves; Passeriformes; Pipridae. The annotation marks the transcript as partial. The transcript is spliced from 2 exons. Gene Ontology annotation, biological process: base-excision repair. Gene Ontology annotation, molecular function: oxidized pyrimidine nucleobase lesion DNA N-glycosylase activity; single-strand selective uracil DNA N-glycosylase activity. The record is from RefSeq and is a predicted model, not a curated record.
GACCCCCACAGCGACUUCGUGCGGCGCUUCCUGCGCUCCCAAAAAGCCGUCCUGUUCCUGGGAAUGAACCCGGGGCCCUUCGGGAUGGCCCAGACCGGGGUGCCCUUCGGCGAGGCGUGGCACGUCCGCGAGUGGCUGCGGGUGCGGGGGGAGGUCCGCAAGCCCCCCCUGGAGCACCCCAAGCGGCCCGUGCUGGGGCUGCGCUGCCCGCGGGCCGAGGUGAGCGGCGCCCGCUUUUGGGGGCUCGUGCGGAGCCUGUGCCCGGACCCGCGGCGCUUCUUCCGCCACUGCUUCGUGCACAACCUGUGCCCCCUCCUCUUCCUCGCCGGCAGCGGCCGCAACGUGCCCCCCCCGGAGCUGGGGGGGCCGCAGCGGGAGCGGCUGCUGGGGGCGUGCGGGGCGGCGCUGGCGGGGGUCGUGCGGGCGCUGCGGGUGCGGCUCGUGGUGGCCCUGGGGCGAGUGGCCGAGCUGCGGGCGCGCCGGGCGCUCGCCGGGGCCGGGCUGGGGGUGCCGGUGCGGGGGAUCCCCCACCCCUCGCCGCGGAACCCCCGCGCCAACCAGGGCUGGGAGGGGGCGGCCCGGGAGCGGCUGCGGGAGUUGGGGGUGCUGCGGCUCUUGGGGUUGCGGGAGGAGGGGGGGG